ACACUCAUCAUCCAAUCAAACGGAGCUUCAAGCUCCCAACGCGUGGCACGUUGACAUCGGAGUCAUCGAACGGUGCAAGAUUGUUCCUGGUCGGAGACGAAACCAUUGUCCAUAGAUCAUUAUUAAUAAUAUUUCACAUUUGUUUGGUUGCUCCGAAAAGAGAGGACCAAACAAGCCCUUAUCAUAACUCUAUCUAACACAUAACAUAGGACAGGCCCAAAACCAAAAAAAAGCCUCGUCUCUCGUGCCGAUUCUCCAGGACAAUUCCCUUCACCCAACCUAAUUGGUACUUGUUUCCUGCCCAAAUUAACCGAUUCACAAAAUUUAGGGGAUGUCACUUGGUGUUUGUGAGCAAUUAGUGUAGAAGAUGAGUACGUUGGAUGCAACAAGGGCUGAACUUGGUCUUCUUGUUUUAUAUUUGGGCAAGGCUGAAGCAAGGGACAAAAUAUGCAGGGCAAUACAAUAUGGUUCCAAAUUUUUGAGUAACGGGGAACCUGGUACUGCUCAGAAUGUCGACAAAACAACCAGCUUGGCACGAAAAGUCUUCCGUCUUUUUAAGUUUGUCAAUGACCUACAUGCUUUGAUAAGUCCAACACCACAGGGCACUCCCCUCCCCCUAAUUCUGUUGGGAAAGUCCAAGAAUGCACUACUCUCCACUUUCUUGUUUCUUGAUCAAUUUGUGUGGCUUGGCAGAACAGGCAUCUACCAGAAUAAAGAGCGCACUGAACUAAUUGGUCGGAUAUCUCUUUACUGUUGGCUGGGUUCCUCAGUGUGUACCACCUUAGUUGAGCUUGGGGAGCUUGGAAGGCUUUCUUCAUCAAUGAAGAAGUUAGAGAAAGAUCUCAAGAACAAGAAUAAAUAUGAUAAUGAGCAAUACCGUGCCAAACUAAACAAGUCAAAUGAGAGAACUCUAUCACUUAUCAAAGCAGGAAUUGAUACAGUGGUAGCAGUUGGACUGCUUCAAUUGGCACCCAAGACAGUUACUCCUCGCGUGACUGGGGCAUUUGGAUUUGUUUCGUCUCUAAUAUCUUGUUAUCAGUUGCUUCCUGCCCCAGCCAAGUCCAAAACUUUGUGAAGUGUGGAAGAAUAAAAUGGUUCCCAUGAGGUGUCAUUGUUGUCAAAUAAUUAUAUGAAUUGGUCAGGAAAUGUCGGUUGAUGUGAGCAUUGACCAAUUUUCAUCAUAGUUACAAGUUCUCAAAAACUGCUGUGUAGGGUAUCUUUCUAUUUUGGUCUUUCAAAAUAUAUGCAACAAUAUUAUGUUGCUCCAUAAUUUACAAAUACAUGAAUUUGUACCCUAAAAGACAUGCAAUAUCAAAUCGGUUCCCCCACUUCCCCUCAAUGCUC
Molecule: messenger RNA, 1344 nt
Organism: Glycine soja
Lineage: Eukaryota; Viridiplantae; Streptophyta; Magnoliopsida; Fabales; Fabaceae
Product: peroxisomal membrane protein 11C-like
Exons: 9
Coding region: 368-1075 (235 amino acids)
Biological process (GO): regulation of peroxisome size; peroxisome fission
Cellular component (GO): peroxisomal membrane
Source: RefSeq, a predicted model, not a curated record